UGCUGCUGCUCCAGCUGUUCGGGCUCCAUGUCUCCUGAGGAGGACGAGACCGCGCGUGAGCCGGUUUGGGGGGGGGGGGGGGGGGGCUCCAACUUCCGACACUCUGAGGAAACUAUCGCUUCUGUUAUUUUUCUUCUCGACUACCAGUUGCAAAUUCGCAAGGAAUUAAUUUAAAGACUUAAGAGAAGAAGAGAAACCAAACAUGAGGACCAGGUGUUGUGACGUGUCCGCUCCGCUGCUCCUCCUCCUCCUCCUGCUGUCUGUGGCGGACGGGAAAGGAACUUUGUACGGGGGACAUGCCAACCCUUUCUAUGGGAACAGAUACAACCUGUACAGGGCUGGACUCAACCCGCACCAGUCACCCAACAAGCCCAUGACCCGACACAAAAACCACUGCGCCUUCGUGGUCCAGAAGAACAUCUCGUGCACCAUGCAGGACGGAGUGUCCACCUACGUGAAGGCCGAGUACACCACCAAGUGCAUCUGGGGUCAGAAGUGUCCCGUUGUCAUGUACAGGACGUUCUACAAGCCAAAGUACAAGGUGGGUUAUAAGUCGGUGACUGAGCUGGAGUGGAGAUGUUGUCCCGGUUACUCUGGAGAGAACUGCUAUGAUGGACCCACGUCGCUGCCCGAUGUCAUGAUGCCACCUUUCAAAGGCGGGGGUGUGCCCCAUCGCCCGGGGAUGAAGGGCUUCCCCCACGGCCCCCGACCCCCUGUGGACCAGAGGCCCGGAGGAGGUCAGCUGGAGCCCGGCAAACCCUUCCCCGGACAAAUCCCCACAGGACAGCUGCCUGCUGGGAAUGGAAGACCAAACUAUGGAAACAAAUUUGGGGUUUCGGGAGUGACCGGUGAGCGCUUGGACCGCAUGGAGGAGGACCUGCGUCGCCUCACCCAGGGCCUAGACACCCUCAACGGGGUGGUGGUUGGCCUCGAGGAGCGUCUGCGCACGUCUCUGCGGGAAGACACCAACAAAAUCCUGGUGUCGCUGCUACCGAACGUUCCCCGAGUGCACGACUCCACGGUGGGAUUCGGGGUGAUUCCAGAUGGGGCUCCUGAUGGACUGGAAGGAGGAGAAACCUUCACUGGAUUUGGAGACUUGGCAGGACGGGUGACGGAAGUGAAGGAUGAGCUGCGAGCCAAAACUCACAUGUUGGAGGAGAUUCAGGGGAUGGUCCUGGGUCACGACGGCCAGCUGAAGAGGCUGCUGGAUGAAGCUUUUGGCCGGCCCGUCCAACACCCCGGCUCCACGGUCCACGUGGAAGAGAUCCUGGACGCCAAGCUGGCCGGCGUGCGGGCCGAGAUCCUGGACGGCUUCGAGCGCCGCCUGACUGGCCUAGAGAGCCAAUGCGACGAGAAGAUCGGGGAGGUGCAGAACCAGUGCCACAGGGAGCACAUGGACGGCCGGGAGCAGAUGCAGCAGUCUCUGGAUGGACGAGAGACCGGAAUCCGGGAGGAGCUGGGCUCUCUGCAGGCUCAGAUCCAGGGUCUGACUCUCACUGAGAGCUGCUGUGGACAGGUGAACAGUCUGUCCCAGCGCGUGCUGCGGCUGGAGGAGUCCGUCAAAGGUCUGACAGAAUCUCAGCGGCAGCUCCAGACCGCCCUCACCGACCAGAGCAUCCACGUGGAGACGCUGAUCGAGACCCGCCUGGUGGACAUCGAGGGCCGCCUCAACACCACGGAGGGCGGACCCGACGGAGCGCCGGGGCUCCCUGGCGGUCUGGACGGCUUCAAGACCCUGCUGGAGGACAAGCUGAAGACCCUGGAGGAGAGGGUGUUCGUGGCCGUGGAGGAGCUGAGCAACGCCACCGCUCCGGCGCUCCUGGAGGGUCAGGUGGUCCCGGCGCUGGAGACGGAGAUCGAGUCCGUGAGGAGGAGGGUGGAGGGAGACCUGGACGGCAUUCAGAAACAGCUAAUAGACCUGGAGCUCCUGUGCACCUCCUCUUGCUCGCCGUCCACCCUGCCAGCGGGGAGCGUCGGCAUCGCCGAAGUGGAGGAGGAAUGCGAGGGGAUGGGGAAGAAGAUGACGGACCGCCUGGACUCACAUUCCAACCAGCUAGACCGCCUCAACAGCACCCUGCAGAACCUGCUCUUCCACAUCGCCCAGGAGGACACGGAGGGUGCCGUCCUGGGAGAGAUCACCCUGCUGAAGGUCAACAUCAACACCGUGAACCGCACCCUGAAGGGCCUGAAGGACUCCAUCAGAUUCAUCGCGAGCGAGGUGGGCCACGCCAACGCCUCCUGGGAGCAGAGGGAGCACCAGAUAGUCAACCAGGUGCACGGGAUCACCAAGCUGGUGGGCCACCAGGCCUCCCUCCUGGGGGCCGGGGAGCGGCGGCUGGCCCAGCUGAAGGGGGAGCUGGGGGCCCUGAAGAGGCGGCUGGCCGGGGAGCUGCAGGGCUGCCGGAGCACGGCCAUAGAGGUGCAGAGGGAGGUGAAGGACGUCGACAGCCGGGUGAGCAGCGUGGAGGGCCAGUGCGGCAGCCUGGGGGAGCUGGCGGAGCACCUGGAGCGGAUCAGGGCGGAGCUCGAGAGACACUCGGACUCCUAUCUGUCCGAGGUGAACGGCACCCUGGCCGCGCAUUCGGAGCAGCUGGCCGAGCUGAAAGGGGAGGUCAAAGACUGCGGCAACCAAAAAUGAGACCAGUAGCAUCUUGAGCUACAGAUUUUAUUUGCAAAUUUGCAAUGAAGAGACUUUAUGUGUGCUUCUCAUUAGGGCUCAAGUGACUUCCUCUGCUUCUCUCCUCUCUCUCUCUCCUCUCUCUUUCAAAUCCCAUCUGCACAGAUGCAAAUUAACUGAACCGGCGAAAGUCAUUUCCCAUCAGCCCCCCCCCCUCCAGAUGUCCUGAGUACUUAGUUUAGUGAGGUGAGGAGAGGAAGACACAGAAUACAAAGACACACCUAUGGUUGCAUAGCUGGACAAUAUUUCCCCGUGAGAUUUUAUUCCACAUUUUACCUUUUUUUUAACUUAUAUGAAGUGACUGCAUUGUUAUGAUGUUAAACUGUUUGUAUUAGAGAAAUGAUUAAACAUAGUGGAUGAUAUGGGACUAAUACGCCGCUAUGGGUUUCUACUGACAAGUUGACAUCCUCCGUGUGGCCGCUUGUCUGGUACUGUUCGUCAUCGUGGUGCUAUUUACAGGUUUUCUUUUGUAAACUUCUGUUUUACAAG
Molecule: messenger RNA, 3166 nt
Organism: Anarrhichthys ocellatus (wolf-eel)
Lineage: Eukaryota; Metazoa; Chordata; Actinopteri; Perciformes; Anarhichadidae
Gene: emilin3b
Product: elastin microfibril interfacer 3b
Exons: 6
Coding region: 203-2638 (811 amino acids)
Cellular component (GO): extracellular matrix
Molecular function (GO): protein binding
Source: RefSeq, a predicted model, not a curated record